Messenger RNA from Syzygium oleosum, 1009 nucleotides. Its product is annotated as AT-hook motif nuclear-localized protein 20-like. The transcript has a single exon. NCBI's taxonomy places the organism in Eukaryota, Viridiplantae, Streptophyta, Magnoliopsida, Myrtales, Myrtaceae. The record is from RefSeq and is a predicted model, not a curated record. Gene Ontology annotation, cellular component: nucleus. Gene Ontology annotation, molecular function: DNA-binding transcription factor activity; minor groove of adenine-thymine-rich DNA binding. The coding region runs from base 75 to 923 and encodes 282 amino acids.
UUCAAGUACCAAUCAAUCCUAUAGUUUCAACAGCAUAUAGUUUGCUCAAAUUCUUUUCACAAGGAAGAGGAAUCAUGGCAAAUCCAUGGUGGACAGGGCAGGUCGGGCUCCCCGGAGUCGAGACCUCGACGAGCUCCUCCCCGGCAAGAAAGCCUGAUCUAGGGAUCUCCAUGAAGGACAACAGCGGAGGAGGUGGGGCCGUGGAAGAAGACGAGAGAGAUAACAGCGACGAGCCGAAGGAAGGAGCCGUCGAGGUCGCCACUCGGAGGCCGAGGGGCCGUCCGCCGGGCUCCAAGAAUAAGCCCAAGCCGCCAAUCUUUGUGACCCGAGAUAGCCCUAACGCGCUUCGGAGCCACGUGAUGGAGAUAGCCAACGGCGCAGAUAUAGCCGAGAGCGUGGCCCAGUUCGCCAGACGGCGACAGAGGGGCGUCUGCGUGCUCAGUGGGAGCGGUACAGUUACCAAUGUCACGCUCCGACAACCCACGGCUCCGGGGGCGGUCAUGGCCCUCCACGGCCGCUUCGAGAUUCUCUCCCUCACCGGGGCCUUUUUACCUGGUCCUGCCCCACCAGGGUCCACUGGUUUGACCAUAUACCUAGCCGGAGGCCAAGGUCAGGUGGUCGGCGGAAGCGUCGUGGGCUCGCUUGUGGCUUCGGGGCCUGUCAUGGUGAUCGCAGCGACCUUUUCUAAUGCUACUUAUGAGAGACUGCCCUUGGAGGAGGAAGAGGAAGCGGGCAGCGGGCAAGGGCAGAUGGGCAGUGGCUCGCCGCCGGGGAUUGGUGGCAGCGGGGGGCAGCAACAAGGUGGGAUGGCGGACCCUUCGACGAUGCCGGUGUAUAAUUUGCCUCCGAAUUUGCUUCCAAAUGGUGGACAACUGAACCAUGAGGCUUAUGGUUGGACUCAUGGCCGGCCAACUUAUGGCUAGAAAAGGAUAAUAUAGAGAAGUCAUGAGGACAAGAGGGAGAGAGAGAGAGAGAGACAGCUUCAGGUCAGCUACUUUAUCUUGUAUUG